AUGGAAGACGAAGAAAUUGAUUUCACAAAUGACAACAAUAAUAAUUAUGAAGAAGAUGUUAUUGAUGCCAUUAAGCGUUUUUUGACAAAGAAGAAAACAACAACAACUGCAAAGCCAAGCUCAGAUUCGAUUAUAGCUUUACUUACAACAACUCAACAGAAUAAAAUUUUGUCAACUUCGACUAAAUCGUCAGUAUUUGGGGAUAUGUUUGGCAAAAAAACCACUAGUACAGCCCGUUAUGGAGGAAGCAGCAGCACAUCCCGAUUUGAUCGUACAACACAAUCAUCAAGUUCGUCAUCCAAAGGUUAG
Molecule: messenger RNA, 309 nt
Organism: Rotaria socialis
Lineage: Eukaryota; Metazoa; Rotifera; Eurotatoria; Philodinida; Philodinidae
Source: the annotation of a GenBank genome assembly